Rubroshorea leprosula is the source of this 1306-nucleotide messenger RNA. NCBI's taxonomy places the organism in Eukaryota, Viridiplantae, Streptophyta, Magnoliopsida, Malvales, Dipterocarpaceae. The record is from the annotation of a GenBank genome assembly.
AUUGCACUUCUUGGGAUACCCAACGGAAGGGAACAAAGGGAACGUACCCGUUUCAAAGAAGGGAAAGGUAAUUGCGCAGCAGUUUCUCCUUCUCUACUCUACAAUACCAAACAUGCUUCCGGUGAAAAAACGAAAAAUUUUUUCAAGAACAGACGAAAAGUCCGAUCUCUUCGACGGUUUGCCGGACGAUCUCAUCGUUUUCAUCCUCUGCAAACUCAGCUCCUCCGCUUCUUGUCCUUCCGAUUUCAUCAACAUUCUCUUAACAUGCAAAAGAUUAAACCUUUUGGCUCUCCAUCCUCUGGUGUUAGCGAAAGCCGGAGCAAAAGUGUUCGCGGUCAGAGCCAAAAGCUGGUCCGAUUCCGCUCACCGUUUCCUCAAACACUGUGUUAACACCGGGAACGUUGAAGCUUGCUAUUCUCUCGGCAUGAUCCGAUUUUAUUGCUUGCAAAAUCGGGCAAGCGGAGCGUCGUUAAUGGCCAAAGCGGCGAUUACGUCUCACGCGUCGGCGCUCUAUUCACUAGCCGUGAUACAGUUCAACGGCAGCGGCGCCUCAAAGAACGAUAAAGAUCUCAAAGCCGGAGUGGCGCUUUGCGCUAGAGCCGCCUUUCUGGGUCACAUCGACGCGCUCCGUGAGCUCGGCCAUUGCUUGCAGGACGGCUACGGCGUUCGCCAGAAUAUUGCCCAGGGACGGCGGCUGCUAGUAGAAGCCAACGCGCGUGAGCUUGCGUCCUCGUUACGCUCGUUGACCAGAGGACAACAGCAACGUCAGCAGUGCUACCAACGCUACACGUACGUGGCGGAUUCGGGUUGCCCGUUGCUGAGUGAUUUUGGAUGUAAUGUGCCUGCGGCGGAGGUGCAUCCGGUGAACGAGUUCUUGAAAGAUUGGUUCGAGUCACGGAUGGGAGAGCUAGGGGCCGGGCUGAGAUUGUGCUCGCAUGAUGGGUGCGGGAGGCCGGAGACCAGGCCUCACGAGUUUCGGAGGUGUUCUGUUUGUGGCUUGGUUAAUUACUGUUCGCGUGGCUGUCAAGCGCUAGAUUGGAAGUUGAGACAUAAGGUGGAAUGUGUACCGGUGGAGCCGUGACAUAAUGAAGGUGGUGGCGGUGGCGGCGGUGGCGGUGCUGGAGAAGUGGCGGAGGAAGAGUUUGAGGCAGUAGUCGACCGCUGAUCAAGAUUCCGAUGAAGGUUCUUUAAUUUUAUUUUUUGAAAUCGAUAUGUAGAUGUGGAGAAAGGUUUUUUGGAUGAAUUUUCUUUUUUUAUGAGAACUAAUGGCUGGAAAUUUCCAAAACAAGAAAAAGUAACAGUACUU